Molecule: messenger RNA, 1895 nt
Organism: Magnolia sinica
Lineage: Eukaryota; Viridiplantae; Streptophyta; Magnoliopsida; Magnoliales; Magnoliaceae
Product: UDP-glycosyltransferase 76B1-like
Exons: 2
Coding region: 435-1796 (453 amino acids)
Molecular function (GO): UDP-glycosyltransferase activity
Source: RefSeq, a predicted model, not a curated record
UAGAUAGCAUAUAAGUACUUAAAAUAAAAGCUGCCCAAAUUCUGGAUCUCAGUUUAGAUGAAUCAAUGGACCAAAACUUACACAAAUUGAUUACCUGACUAUCAGAUUGAUGGACAUUUAUGGACAAUUAAAAAUAAACAAUAUCUAAUGGUUCUUUUUCUACUUAUAAGCAUCCCCAGGAAUCAGAGGUGGUGAUUAUUAAUCUAAACCGAUUUCCUGGUAUUGUUUUAUUGACAGUGGGCUUCACAAUUUAGACGGUUUAAUUUCAUUCAUGUACGCAACACAUACAAGUUUUGGGUGCCUGUGCAUCUUGUGUCAUACUCUCCCGGAGUAUAAAAUAACACCCCCAUCCAUAUUCUCCCUCUCGCCUCACCUGAAGUUGCCCAAAAGCUAGGUGGCCCAUUUCCAGUGCAACCGAUCACCUCCCAAAAUCAAUGGAAAAGGCAAAAGACCUCCAAAUCCAGGAAAUGAAAGCCCCUCGUUUGGUGAUGUUCCCACUCCCAUUUCAAGGACACAUAAAUCCCAUGCUUCAACUGGCCACUCUCCUAAACUCCAAAGGAUUCUCAAUCACCAUAAUUCAUACUCAUUUCAACUCUCCCAAUCCAUCCCACUUCCCCAACUUCCACUUUGAGUCCAUAUUGGAUGGCUUAUCGGACGAUCAGGCCUUGGACCCGAUAACCCUUAUCUCCAUCCUCAACGAUACGUGCCAAGAACCGUUCCAGGAUUGUUUGUCUCGGUUACUAUCGAAUGGCCCAGAUCCUCCAAUCAAGUGCAUCAUCACGGAUACGGUCUUCCAUUUCACUCAAGCUGUCGCCGACCAGUUAGGGCUGCCGAGGAUUGUGCUACGUGCCAAUGGUGCCACCACUGCCACUGCAACUUAUAAGCUUCUGAGAGAAAAGGGAUACUUUUCCAUGAAAGAUCAACGGCUGGAUUCGCUGGUCCCGGAGUUUCCACCCCUCAGAGUCAGGGAUCUACCCAGCUUCAGCACGGCAGAUCUUGAGAUGGUAUAUCAAUUAUCGAUCAAGAUGGAAAAUGCAAUAAAGGCCUCUUCUGGCUUCCUGGUGAACACAUUCAAUGAUCUUGAGCCAAUUGAACUGGAGAAACUAAGACGAGAUUAUCAUCUUGUUCAGAUCUUCACGAUCGGCCCACUCAAUAAAUUCUCACCGGGCUCGUCGAACAGCUUGCUGACACAAGACCACAGCUGCAUGGCUUGGCUAGACAAACAAGCACCACGGUCCGUCAUUUAUGUCAGUUUUGGGAGCUUAGCUUCCAUUAGUAAAACAGAUCUGGUGGAGAUAGCCUGUGGGCUUGCCAAUAGUGAUCAACCCUUCUUGUGGGUGGUCCGGCCUGGUUCUAUCCAUGGCCACGACUGGGUCGAACUGCCAGAAGGGUUUGAAGAGAAGACAAGGGAGAGGGGCAAGAUCGUUAAGUGGGCCCCACAACAAGAAGUGCUGGCCCACCCAUCAGUUGGAGGAUUUUGGACACACAAUGGUUGGAACUCCACGUUGGAGAGCAUAUGUGAAGGGGUCCCCAUGCUAUGUUGUCCUUAUUUAUGGGACCAAAAGGCAAAUGCUAGGUAUGUGAGCCAUCUUUGGAGGGUGGGAGUGCAACUUGAGAAUGGAUUUGAGAGAGAUGAGAUAGAAUGGGCCAUAAGAAGAUUGAUGGUGGAUACUGAAGGGGAGAAGAUGAGAGAGAGGAUAAGUGGUCUACAGGAAAAGGCAAUGAAUUGUAUAAGGAAAGGAGGUUCUUCAUAUGAGUCAUUAGAGAGUGUGGUUGAUCUUAUCAUGUCAUUUUAAAUGCCUCUUUUCUUUAUCUUUUUUCAUUUGUAUUUCAUUCCAUGGACAAGCUAUACAGGAUGUAUGAGCAGCAAAUGGAGCCGUGUUUCAGUGUAACUA